CAUGCUUGCCUUUGUGGCUGCUGCGAGGAAGGGUUAGAAAAAUAUUGAGUGGAUCGACUAGGUUGAGUUCUUGUUUUAUUCUGUUUUUGCAAGGCGAAACAAUGGCGGAGCCCUUAUGCAAAAUCCAGAAGGUGGAAAAGGAGCAUCAAAAUGGCAGUUCUGCUGAUUUGAACGGCAGCUCGGAGACACUGCUGCGCGUAAAGAAGCUAUCUAGCAAUGCUAUUUUGCCGAGCAGGGGCUCUCCUUUGGCCGCCGGUUAUGACCUUUCUAGUGUUACUGCCUGUGUGGUUCCGGCACGCGGGAAGGCUAUGGUGCCAACUGACUUGUCCAUUGCCAUACCAGAGGGAACCUAUGCACGAAUUGCUCCUCGGUCUGGGCUGGCUUGGAAGCAUUCUAUAGAUGUUGGUGCUGGGGUUAUUGAUGCAGAUUACCGUGGGCCAGUUGCUGUGAUCCUCUUCAAUCAUUCAGAUCAGGACUUUCAGGUUAAUGCCGGUGAUCGAAUUGCUCAGUUAAUAAUCGAGAAGAUUCUAACCCCAGAGGUUGUUGAGGUGGAUGAUUUGGAUUAUACAUCUCGAGGCAAAGGUGGCUUUGGAUCAACAGGUGUCUAAAUGUGGGCUUUCUCUUUUUUUCUCCACUAGCAUUUUAAUGUACUGAAAUUUUGAAAAUGCCUUCAUUUAGAAGAAUGCAGAGAAACAGAAGGCAACAAUUUUGGUGAACAGAAUGACCUUUUGCAUUGUAAUUGGGAACUGGAGUCGUUUCCUCCUGUUGGCCUGAAUGGCGCAUCUACUAAAUAUAAUAGAAGCUCGUUCAUACAA
Cryptomeria japonica (Japanese cedar) is the source of this 815-nucleotide messenger RNA. RefSeq names its product deoxyuridine 5'-triphosphate nucleotidohydrolase. The coding region runs from base 102 to 608 and encodes 168 amino acids. The transcript has 3 exons. Gene Ontology annotation, biological process: dUMP biosynthetic process; dUTP catabolic process. Lineage: Eukaryota; Viridiplantae; Streptophyta; Pinopsida; Cupressales; Cupressaceae. The record is from RefSeq and is a predicted model, not a curated record. Gene Ontology annotation, molecular function: dUTP diphosphatase activity; magnesium ion binding.